Messenger RNA from Loa loa (African eye worm), 602 nucleotides. RefSeq lists its product as hypothetical. The record is from RefSeq and is a predicted model, not a curated record. The coding region runs from base 21 to 602 and encodes 193 amino acids. The transcript has 5 exons. NCBI's taxonomy places the organism in Eukaryota, Metazoa, Nematoda, Chromadorea, Rhabditida, Onchocercidae.
UUCAAGAAAGUUAUCCGGAAAUGUUGAAAAGAAAGCGAACUCUUCGGGAAAUGUCGGAAAAUGAACUCGAAGCUGUAACCAAAGUUUUUUCACCUGGUCGAUUCUUUCAAAAGCAUUCAAAAUUAGAUCUUCAAGAAGAAAUAAUCCAUUGGAUUUUGGAGAAUGGUCUAAGAAUCGACCAUGAAUUCACGUUACUUGAAAUGGACGACGGUAGUUAUGGCAUACUUACUGACGAAAACGGUUGCAGCUGUUGUCAGAAAUCAGUGCUAUCUGAUGCCAAUCAAAGUGCAGAAGAAGAAGUCGUAAAGAAAAGAUCGGAGAAUAGUUCGCAAGCUGAAAUGAGUGGAUCGAUUGUUGUAGAAGAGAUAAGUCAAAUUAAAUCUGAAACUAAUCUAUCAUUUACCGCACAGUACGACUCGAAAUCAGCGAUUGUUGGCAUGCAACCAUUACCGACAAGUUUAUCGUUCAAUGACAGCAUAACAAGGAUUGAUGAAGGUUUAAGAAUAAAUUCGGAAAAGAAUACUAAGCAACAGAAAGGUGGACUGUCUCAAUUUUGCGCUGAAUUAGGCAGUUGUUGCAUUUCGUUGUUCAGUAGCUGCUGA